Salvelinus fontinalis (brook trout) is the source of this 502-nucleotide messenger RNA. RefSeq names its product G0/G1 switch protein 2-like. Lineage: Eukaryota; Metazoa; Chordata; Actinopteri; Salmoniformes; Salmonidae. The record is from RefSeq and is a predicted model, not a curated record. Bases 146 to 496 code for a protein of 116 amino acids. The transcript has 2 exons.
GCGUGGAUGAAAAUAACCAAGUCUUUAUAAAUGAGAAGCUCCGAAAGUGUGUUCAAGUGACACAGAACAAAUUAAUCGAAUAUCCAGAAAAGGACAAGAUAAAUUACUUUAAUACAUCAAAUUCAGACCACAUAAUCCAACAGAAAUGGAGACCAUGCACGAAAUCAUCCCUUUCGCCAAGGAGAUGCUGGCGCAAAAGCCUAGCCGCCGUAUGCUGAAGGUGUACCUUGUGGGCACCGUGGUGGCCUUCUUGGGCAUAGUUCUGGGCCUGGUGGAAACCGUCUGCCAGUCCUUCUCCUCCGGAGAGCCGCUGGACGCAGAGCUCGUUCAGUUGAUGGCUCGGGAGCAGAGGGCACUCGAGACGGAGGAGAGAAGGAGACAGGAGGAGGUGGCAACAGUUUCGGCCCCAGAGCAGAUCACCAUACCCAGGAAGCUACAGCAGGCCACGGGAGCGCAUAGAAGCGCAGGUGCAGCCAACCGACUGCACGCCUCGUAAAAACCG